AUCAUAACUUGCAAACUCCUCCAGCUUCGAGAGCUACUCCUACUCUGCCCCUCCUACCUAGUCAUCCUCUCAUUGAGAAAGAUCCCCUUCUUCUGUACUAUCUUCAGACCCCAUCACGCGACCAAAGCUUCGUUUUAGCUUCAUGUUUGAAUUAUGGCCGCAACAGGUCCCUGCAGGAAGCGGUGGCUCGCUGUUCGUGAGGAAUUGACCAGAGGUAUGUUUUCUUAGGCACCCCAACCCUUUCAAAAAAUGGGGCCGACGAGACCAAUCAACCUUGGAAACAACAGAUAGGUUGCCAACGAGAAUAUUCAAGUGUGUUCUUGCCACUACUCUCACGGGUUUGUAUUCCCUUACGGAGGAUUAGGCUAUUAGGAAAUCUAUAGAUCCUGUUGCUAAUCGAGAGCUUAAACUUUCAGUCAUCAUUUCACUGCUUCCGAAUAUCCGCAGUAAGGAUCCGAAAUUACUCUCCCCUCCGCCUUCGAAUCCUUAAAUUUUCAUGUUCCAUUCUUUGUUUGCAUUUACGGCGUUACAUUUGGUUCUGUGUUGGACAAUGUUUGCUAAAACGCUGUGUGGGUGGACAGAUGUGUAUGGCACGGCGGCAUAUCUGGCAUCCAUCACAACGGUGUUUGUGUCCUGACCCCUGUCCAAUUGAUUUCUACUUUGCGCUCUAGUUAUAGCUCAUUAUACUAAUAUCUCUUCUACAAUACAGUUUCGGUAUUUAGCUUCGUUGGCCCAUGACUUUGCUUUUCUGACCCUAAUUAGGCCAUCCCGGGCGUCGACUUGGAUCGAUGGUGGAGUGUAUGCAGCCUGCCGAGUCACCCCAGGAGAGUGUAUUGCUGAUUGGUUUGCUUCCUAGCAUUAAUGCUCGCAUCAAUCGGUGCGUCAAUUGGUAUUGGGUGGGCUUCGUUGGCGGUAUACCUAGGAUCACUUGUACAUCCUCACAGUGAACGGGGGAUGAUGGCGGUAAGGGCAACCUUCCUGACAAUAGCACUUUUUGUGCACGGUUACGUUAGGAGCUCCACACCGAGGCUUUUCAUAUUAGUUCUCCUCAUGAUUAUACCCGUGGUUAUCGGAUUGGUAUGACUCCUCUACUGGAAACUUCAUCAAAAAUUCAAGGCUUCCCAUCUGAUAUUGAGAGAAAUAGACUUCUCCGAUAUAUGAAAUGACCGCUAUUUUCCCCAAGCAGUUCUUUUUUCCGAUACUAACGGCUUCAGCAAUUGUGCUGCUGGUAAAUGUGGCGGUGUUUCCUGAGUUUGGAAGCACCUACUUGGGCUUGACAACAGUCGAAACCCUUCAGAAGACUUUGAAGGUCCAAAAGGAUGCUAGCCAGCUAUUCCUAACUUGCACGAAUCACCCAACCCCAGAUAUCGGUGGAAACUCCACAGAGAAAGAACCUUCCUUAAAGGAUCUAACCGAGGCGAAAGGCGAGCUUCGCAAGAAAGUAGCCGAGUGUAAAGGCGCCCUAAUCGAAUGCUCAUUUGAGCUUGCAUUUUCAGUCCUCGCGCCGUGGGAAUUGAAGCCCAUAGCAAGCAAAGGCAUUAAGAAGCUCGUCGCCAACACUCUCAGUCUUGUCGGGGCCUGUGAGAGCAAAUAUGCAUUACUUGGUGACGGGGGUGCAACUAAUAACAGAGCAGUGGAGAAGAAGAAACACAGUGAAAAGAAGCGCUCAGCGGAGGCCGCUAAUAUUGACCAAGUGAGACCGAUAAAAGAGAUUGAAUCUGGAGACCAACAGCUGUUGCAGUACCUUCUUGAACGGUGUGUAAAAGCUUACCGAGUGAGCGAUGAUGACAGGACUAAUUUGAUACCCGUACGGCCUCUAGGGUUGAAGCACCACUAAGCGGCCUACAGGCCACCAUUGACAGAUGCGUAGAUAUUAUCAAUACUUGUGUUGCGUAUACAUUUGUAUUGGAACCCCUUUCGGCACACCACAUUUGGUACGCUAACGAAUUUAGGAUGUUCCCACGCUCCCGUCCCUGAAGCAGGGUAAAGGAACGCCUCGCUGUCCGAAAGGAAUUCUGAUCCAGGAACUCGAUGUGCAUAUCGAUUGGCUUGAAAAUGCCAUUGGGGAGUUUGGCAGAAGAUCUACCGAAGCCCUUGAAGGCGCAGCAAUUCAGGAAACGAAUAACGUAGAGAUGAUAGAUGGGGAGAUCGAUGUGAUGCCUCGAGAUGAGAUUUUCCUGAUCAGCAGCUUUAUGCUGAAUUUGCGUCAGGCUGCGUGAGUAUAUCUAUUUCGCCACAUUUCACCCGCCGGGACCCUAAUCUUUACGUUGCCAUUACUAGUUCACAUACGCUGGACAUGUUGAAACAUUCCCGAAAGCUAGUCGAGCUCCAUAAAGACCGUAAAGAAACCCGAAGGAUCUGGCUUCCAAAGAUUAAGCUACGUAAAUGGCUUUUCAGUGGAACUGAAGAGCCUGAGAGUCUUCCGGCCGCCCAGAGGGAUGCUUAUCUCAAGGAGGGCGGCGAUCUGGGUGAGGAUGAAAAGGCAUCCAGAGAAACACUAAGGGAGGGGAAAGAUCGGGGACGGAAAAAGAAAGUGAGAGAGCGCGUAGCCGAUUUUCUUGAAUGGGUUGGCGAUUCAGACCAUGUGCUCUACGCUUUCAAGCUGACAUUGGGUGUUAUGUUGGUGACUUGGCCGGCCUUCGUUAGCGGCUGGCAGAUGUGGUUUUACUACAAUCGAGGAUGUAAGAGCUCCAUUCCUGUUCCCGAUGCCUGAUGACACUGACAGCUAUUGUAGUAUGGGUCGGUUUAAUAUUUAUCCUUGUUUUCGAGAACGCUGUCGGAUCUACAAUUUGGAUUUUUGCCCUCCGUGCUGUGGGCACCUUGAUAGGGUCUGUAUGGGGCUACGCCGCAUACGAGGCACGCAACGGUAACGAAUAUGUAAUCGCAAUAAUGAUCUUGAUAGGAAUGACUCCCAGCUAUUACGUCCAGCUUGGAACCAGAUACAUGAAAGCGGGCAUGAUCUGCACCAUUUCAAUGUGUGUUGUUGCGGUCUCUACGCAUUUACAAACUGUUCCCGGAUCGUCGCAGGAGAACUUUACAAAGCGUUCCGUUACUAUGCUUAUAGGUGAUGUCUCUUCCGCCCUUAUUUUCGGCCAAUUCACUAAUUCCCCCAAAGGCGGUGCUGCGGCAACCUUGGUACAAAUGAUCAUCCUACCUGCCAAAGCCCGAGUGAGACUGAAAGAGUCGCUCGCUUCAGCAAUCGUGCAGAUCACCAAAAUGGAGACAUGCAUAGCAUACGGAGUGGACGAUACUAGAAAUAUCGUCAGCACACCUAGGCUAUUCCGAAAAUUCGAGCGAGCGGCAAAGAAGGCCGAAGCAGCUCUUACCAGUGCAGAAACCUUCCUGGGCUUCACAAAGCAAGAGCCGAGACUAAAAGGUUCCUUUGACACGCAAGAGGUAGUGUAUAAGGAGAUUAUAUUUGUCCUUCGUCAAAUCGUUGACAAAAUGGAGAAUUUGCUCCAAAUGCGCAAAGCCUACGGCUCCGCCGUUCUGGAACAAUAUAACUCUUUAGUUUACAGCUACCGCCGUAACGUUGCCGCCUCAAUCACUCUAAUGCUCUUCUCCUGCCACGAAGCACUGACGACAAAGCUUCCUCUUCCACAAUUCCUACCAUCGGCAAGGUUAGCACAUCUCCGCAUGGUUGUACGCGUCCGCCAGAUCCUGCUCGAAGAAGACCAGCAACAAGAACGCCAAGAGCUGAGCGAGCGGUUGGAUACCAACGCCGGGGCCCGACGCAGAGCACUCAGACUCAAAUUCCUCUCCUGGAACGCUUCCACCGCUGCCCUGGAAGAAUGCAUAGAAUACGUGGAGGAGCUAGUUGACCUCUUGAAAAUGCUCGUCGGAUCAAACGAGUUUAGGUCCGGGCUACUGCACAGGCCGACGUACAGGGAGUACGUGGAGAAGAUGCGACAGCAGAGGAUGGGUACUGGUGGGGAGGGUGUAGAGGGUGACGGGAAGACGCUGGCCUCGACGACCGCUAGUUCCUUCGCUAGGAAAUUAGCGAAGAUGAGAGGGAAGGAGGAAGAUGCAGCUUUGGAAAUUGAUAUUCCGAAUCCACUGCAGAGGAUUCAUUCCCGAAGGGCUGAGGCGAAGAUGGGGAGGCAGAGGAAUAGGGCUGCGGAGGGGGUGAAGGAGGAGGAGGAUAAGUGGUGA
Tuber aestivum (summer truffle) is the source of this 4152-nucleotide messenger RNA. The record is from the annotation of a GenBank genome assembly. Lineage: Eukaryota; Fungi; Ascomycota; Pezizomycetes; Pezizales; Tuberaceae.